AACAGCCAAUUUCUAUAUAACAUACGCAGUCAGUCAGGUUCAGUUUCAGACGCUCAUUAGUUUUUAAUCACAGAACACUUAAUACCAAUUCCUAGCAAAAGUAAUAUUGUCAUCGUUUGAACUAUGAUGUCAAUAAUUUAAUUCUGAAAAUUACGUUUCUGAAUGUGAAUAAAACGACAAAACAAGUGUACAGCAGCCGUGGCUACUUUGCUGCGACUCACUCUGAGGAUUCUCUCUCCCGUGACGGACUGUCGGUGCCAAGAUGUCCUCCCAUGGCUGGCUGUUGGCCUGCGUCCUGGCAACUCUGGCAGGAAACUCUGUUGCUGCUCUAAUGGAAGGGAGCACAGAGAGGAACUGCUCCUUAACCCCACCGUACUUGCCUGCCACUGUGGUCAACACAACACUGAGACUGCAGGCCCUGAGGGCAGCCAUGAUACCUCGGGAGGUCCUCGCAUACAUCAUCCCCGCCGCCGAUGCUCACUUGAGUGAGUACACGGCACCGCGGGACGCCAGGAUAGCCUUCAUGACUGGCUUCACCGGCUCCGCAGGCACGGUGGUCGUCACGGCGACGAAGGCGGUGCUGUGGACGGACAGCCGAUACUGGGUGCAGGCGGAGAGACAGAUGGACUGCAACUGGAAGCUAGAGAGAGACUCUUUCAUCGGCAGCAUCACAGACUGGCUGCUCAACGAGUUCCCCGAGGGCGGGAGGAUCGGCUUCGACCCGUUCGUCUUCUCCCUCAGAACACAGGAGUACCUCAACGCCGACUUGGCCCCGGGGAACCUGCUGCUCACCUCCGUCCCCGACAACCUGGUGGACGGGCUCUGGACCGACAGACCCCCCGUCCCCCCCUACAACCUCACCCGUCUCCCGGACCACAUCAUAGGAAGAACUUGGCAGAUGAAGGUGGACGCCAUUCGAAUGGAGAUGAUGGCCAAUCCAUACAAGCCCACUGCUCUCUUGCUUUCUGCCCUGGACGAGACCGCCUGGCUGUUCAACCUGCGUGGGAACGACAUCCCACACAACCCCUUCUUCUACUCCUACACCCUGCUGACCAUGGAGGAGAUCUGGCUCUUUGUGCACACCGAGCGCGUGCCAGAGGACCUGCAGGCCUACCUGAACUCCUCGUGUGUGCAGAGCAUGUGUGUCCAGCUCAGGGAGUACGAUGCGGUGCGCCUGGACCUGGCGGCCUACGUGCUCUCACCCGGAGUAAAGGUCUGGGUGGGCACCGAGUACACCAACUACGCCCUGUACGAGGUCAUCUCCGCACAGGAUAAGCUGGUGACCAGUUCGUAUUCUCCCGUGUUGACCAGUAAGGCUGUGAAAGACGAAAUGGAGCAACGCAUCUUGAGAAAUGCUCACGUGAGGGAUGCCGUGGCAGUCAUCCAGCUGCUAAUGUGGCUGGAGACAGCCGUCCCCCGGGGCAAAGAGACCGAGCUCAGUGCCGCCCACUACGUCAAUGAGUGUCGCAGCAAGCAGAAAGACAGUCGAGGCCCCAGCUUCGAGACCAUCUCCGCCAGUGGCCCCAACGCGGCCCUCGCUCACUACAGCCCAACAAACGAGACCGAUAGAAAGCUCACCGUCGACGAAAUGUAUCUGAUUGACUCCGGGGGCCAGUAUCUCGACGGCACAACAGACAUUACCAGGACUGUCCAUUGGGGGACUCCCACGGCAAUGCAACGGGAGGCCUUCACUCGGGUUCUCAUGGGAAACAUCGAAAUAUCUCGAACCAUCUUCCCCUCGAGAACAAAGGGCGUAAACAUGGAGAUGCUGGCCCGCCGUGCAUUGUGGGAGGUGGGCCUGAACUACGGCCAUGGCACCGGGCACGGGAUAGGAAACUACUUUGGGGUUCAUGAGUGGCCAGUCGGAUUUGGUUCCAACAACGUACCCUUCACAGAAGGCAUGUUCACCUCUAUAGAACCUGGAUAUUACAAGGACGACGACUUCGGCAUCAGGAUUGAAGACAUUGCCGUGACUGUACCCGCCCGCACAAAGUACAACGACCAGACCUACUUGACCUUUGACACUGUCUCCCUGGUACCGUACGACCGGAAACUGAUUGAUACCACCCUCCUCAGUGAGGAACAGAUACGAUGGCUGAACCGCUACUAUAACACCAUCCGGGUGCACAUGGGCCCCGAGCUGGACCGGCAGGGGCUGCAGAGGGAGAAGGAGUGGAUGCUUCAGAACACGGAGGCCUUCCAGACGGCCGGUUCCUCCAGAGCCCUGUCGUCCUUCACGCUCAGCGUGGCCGCUCUCACCGUGGCUCUACUCCAGCACGUCCUCUGAGGAACACCGUCCCUCUCUCUCUCCCUCUCUCUCUCGACACCGCCAUGACUUCUACGCUUCUGUCCUAUCCCUCAGUCUCCUAACUCAAUCUUUGUGUGUAGUCUAUAUCGGAGACUUCUAAAGAGUUCCACCGAAUUGGGGAAACUCCAGAAAAAAAUGCUUAUUGUCGGUAGUGCAGGUGAUGCAAUUUUAGAGCAAGGUGUGUUUUGUGUUUUUACCAGAGAUGACGCUGUUGCUGAGGGUAGAUUCGGAGAGAUGGAUUCGGAGAGAAGUGAUAAAGAUGUUUUGCUCGAGUAGGUUCCUCUUUCAGUGAGCCGCUUAGAGAGAGGCACUGGUGUUCUUUUACUUCUAGAAUCAAUCUUGUGUGUGUGUGUGUGUGUGUGUGUGUGUGUGUGUGUGUGUGUGUGUGUGUGUGUGUGUGUGUGUGUGUGUGUGUGUGUGUGUGUGUGUGUGUGUGUUUGUGUGUGUCGGUUAUUGAGUACAAUAGUUGUAAAGUAAUUGUUUUUGUUAGUUUUUCUAUGAAUAUGAUCGUUGUGAAAUGUCUUAUAUGUUUAAAUUAUAAAUGUAUACCCUCUCAAAGGGGUCUUUUGGAAAUGGAUAUUCUAUUACUAAUAAAUGAAGGCUCUUUAAA
Molecule: messenger RNA, 2918 nt
Organism: Gadus chalcogrammus (walleye pollock)
Lineage: Eukaryota; Metazoa; Chordata; Actinopteri; Gadiformes; Gadidae
Gene: xpnpep2
Product: X-prolyl aminopeptidase (aminopeptidase P) 2, membrane-bound
Exons: 22
Coding region: 263-2287 (674 amino acids)
Molecular function (GO): metalloaminopeptidase activity
Source: RefSeq, a predicted model, not a curated record